UACACAGCGCGCAAUUCGGUCUUCCGCCCGAAGAAAACAUUGCGAGAUAUUUUCAAUAUUUGCUCAGAAUUGUUGCUUUACUUUUUGUAGAUUUCAAUUACGUCUUUACAGAACAUUAAAGAAAUGUAUAACCUUGGUAUUUUACAGCACAAUGACGAACAACUACCCCGAGGAUAGUGUUUCUAUAAAAAGUUUAUACAGCAGUGAUGAAGAUACAGAUGAUGCCGUAGAGUCUUAUGUCUUAGCUUGUCAGCAGCCUCACAAGAAACUAAUCAACAGAGGGCGCUGGCUUAAAGAAGAGGACGAAAAAUUAAAGCAAGUGGUCGAACAGGUUGGAAAUCAGGACUGGAAGCUUGUGUCAAGAUAUUUUCCAGAUAGAUCCGACCUGCAGUGCCAGCAUCGCUGGUAUAAAGUACUCAAUCCAGAUCUUAUUAAAGGACCCUGGACACCAGAGGAAGACCAAAAGGUUUUAGAAUUAGUAAGACAGUUUGGUGCAAAGAAGUGGACUGUUAUCUCUAAAUAUUUGAACGGGAGGACUGGAAAACAGUGCAGAGAAAGGUGGCACAAUCAUUUGAAUCCUGACAUAAAGAAGUGUGCUUGGAGUGAAGAAGAAGACACUCUGAUAUACAAACUUCAUCAAACAUUAGGCAAUAGAUGGGCUGAAAUAGCUAAAUUCUUGCCAGGAAGGACUGAUAAUGCUAUAAAGAACCACUGGAAUUCAACAAUGAAGAAGAGAUACGAAUCUGAAGCUGACUCGGAUAUAAAGGGAGGUGAAGCGUUUCUACCCUUUACCCCUGGUCCAGGUGAGCUCGGACACAAUAUCAAACCAGUCCAGAUGAUUUAUGGAGGGCAGGAUUUAAAACCAGUCCAGCUUUUCAACAGUACUAAGAAGGAAACGGUUGAACGGCCUAGCUUGAAGCCAAUGCAGCUGUUUCAAAAUAAUGCAAGAGAUACAGAAAAUGAAACGAUGAAACAGAAAUUGGAAGUGAGAAGCAGUGGUGGUUUUAGCGGACUGAACACCUUAGAUCUUGUCAGUGGUAUAGACUCUGAUACAGGUGUCACACCCAUCAAGUUUACUGCUUUGGAGGAAAAAAAAUACAGGUUUGAUGGGCAUGCUAUCAACAGAUUGAAGAGUCCUGUGCAGUUAAUUCCUAUUACCUCCCCUGUUACAUCUAGAUUCACUGCUCCAGCUAUCUUACGCAGGAAUAGGAAGAGAAAACAUACCAGCCACAAGAGGGUCACACCAAAGAGCAGUAGUGAAGAUUCCUUCAAAACUCCAGAGAGGACAGGGGUAUCUAGCAGGUUGUUCGGAACAGACUCUGUCGAAAACAGUGAAAAAGAAAACAUUGAUCCUGGCAGAGAACUGUUUAAACAGUAUCAGGAUUAUAGUAAAGUGAAUGAUACAAAAUUUGUUAAGGAAGGUAUUCCAGAGCAGGACUAUGGCCAAGUGACACAGACAGCAUCUGACAAUGUGCUUAAAGUUUCAGAAAAGGAAAUGACUGAAAAUGUUUCAAGUGGCUGUGAAUAUGACAUUCCAAAUAAACAAGGAUCUUUAACUCCGAAAGGAACUCCAAUAAAAAAUCUUCCCUUUUCACCGUCCCAGUUUCUUAAUUCUCCUGAGAUACCAUUCGGCAAGGUGACGUCAACACCAGUGUGCAGUAAACGUGAUUCCUCAUCUACGUCUGGACAUGGAUCAAUACUAAAUACACCUGAUGUUAAAGUCACUGACAGUUUUAGUGCUAGUCAUACACCGGUUGUGCCAAAGACGUUUUACCAGGCAACACCAAGAACACCCACCCCUUUCAAGAAUGCCUUAGAGAUGAUCAGGCAGUCACACAUGAAUAAACUUAUUAGUCCGUGCCAACUUGAUGAUGUGGAAGCUAUGAUCCGUGAAGAUACUGGCUAUGAGGCAGACAUGUCAACUGCAGAGUUUGUUGAUGCUAAUAGAUCAAAGAAACCUAAUAAAAUACCAUCAGUGAGAAGAGCGAGACAGUCACUUAAUCAGAAAUGGCCAACCAAUAAUGCCCCAUUGUAUCCAAGCACCGACUCACUGCUUCUGUCACCAGAAACACCAAGCAAGUCAUUGAUAGGUGAUACAAGUAUCUUGUUUUCUCCUCCAUCUAUUAUCAAAGACACGUUACCAGACAAGGAGACAGAGGAAGUCUUUAAUAUGCCAAACAGAAAAAAUAUUCCAAAGCUGUUCAAGAAAUCCAGUAAGAAGAUUCACUUCAGUAAAACACCAACUAAACCCAGAAUUAAGCUUGAUGUCCAGUUUGAGACUGUGGCAUGUGGUAAAACAGAUGACCAGCAACACAUGACGCAGUUAGCUAAACAUAUCACCCGGAUGUGUAAACCAAUGAUACCAAGGUCCUUGAAACUCUAGGAGUGUAGAAAUAGUAUAUUGAUGCAAGCCUGAGAUUUUUCAGGACUGGUAAAGAAGAAGUCAAACUUUUAGCUUUUGAUAGCCAGAAUUUCCACAUAGAACUGAAAUUGAAUGAAAAGAAGUAUGUCAUGCUUAAGGAAGUAGGUUUUUGGGCUUAACAUUUUAGUAUGAAUUCCAGGCCCAUCGAGGGAACCUGAGAUAAAUACUUGCUCUAAAAGUUUAAGAGAUAUCAUAGUACUGAGGAUGUAAAUAUGCUAAUACAAACAUUUGCAAAUACAAUCUUCCCUUAUGGGAAAAAUAAACUAAGAUUCGUGAAUAUGUACUGCUAUGUUCCAGACUCUUUGUGCUGAUAGUGUUUACAUCAUCUGGCUUUAACUAUUAACCAACCAGUGUGAAAUAUUACAGUCAAUACUGUGUUUGUUAUACAUGAAGUUUGUUCAGUGGAGAUCAUCCCAAUACAGUUUCUUACUGGUUUUGUUAGCUCGACUAUUCGAAGAAUAGUCUAGCUAUUCUACUCACCCUGGCGUCGGCGUCGGUGUCACACCUUGGUUAAGUUUUUGCAUGCAAGUACAUACAGCUAUCAUUUAAAGGCAUAUAGCUUUGAAACUUAUUUAUUCUUUUUCUAGGUCAAUUACCAACCUCACUGGGUCAAGUUCCAUAACUCUAACAUGUAUUUUGAGCAAAUUAUGCCCCCUUUUGGACUUAGAAAAUUCUGGUUAAAGUUUUACAUGCAAGUUACUAUCUCCAAAACUAAUGCAGAUAUUGAAUUGAAACUUCACAUGUGUCUUCGGGGUUAUAAAACUAGUUGAUAGCACCAAGUCCCAUAACUCUGACCUUCAUUUUGGCCAAAUUAUGCGCCCUUUUGUACUUAGAAAAUUUUGGUUAAAGUUUUGCGUGCAAGUACAUACAGCUAUUACUAAAAGGCAUAUAGAUUUGAAACUUGUUUUUUCUUUUUCUAGAUCAAUUACCUACCUCAUGGGUCAAGUCCCAUAACUCUGACAUGUAUUUUGGCCAAAUUAUGCCCCCUUUUGGACUUAGAAAAUUCUGGUUAAAGUUUUGCGUGCAAGUACAUACAGCUAUUACUAAAAGGCAUAUUGAUUUGAAACUUAUUUUUUCUUUUUCUAGAUCAAUUACCUACCUCACUGGGCCAAGUCCCAUAACUCUGACAUGUAUUUUGAGCAAAUUAUGCCCCCUUUUGGACUUAGAAAAUCCUGGUUAAAGUUUUGCGUGCAAGUACAUACAGCUAUUACUAAAAGGCAUAUUGAUUUGAAACUUAUUUUUUCUUUUUCUAGAUCAAUUACCUACCUCACUGGGCCAAGUCCCAUAACUCUGACAUGUAUUUUGAGCAAAUUAUGCCCCCUUUUGGACUUAGAAAAUCCUGGUUAAAGUUUUACAUGCAAGUUACUAUCUCCAAAACUAAUGCAGAUAUUAAAUUGAAUCUUCACAUGUGUCUUCGGGGUUAUAAAACUAGUUGAUAGAAUCAAGUCCCAUAACUCUGACAUGUAUUUUGGGCAAAUUAUGCCCCCUUUUGGACUUAGAAAAUCCUGGUUAAAGUUUUGCGUGCAAGUACAUACAGCUAUUACCAAAAGGCAUAUAGCUUUGAAACUUAUUUAUUCUUUUUCUAGGUCAGUUACCAACCUCACUGGGUCAAGUUCCAUAGCUCUUAACAUGUAUUUUGAGCAAAUUAUGCCCCCUUUUGGACUUAGAAAAUUCUGGUUAAAGUUUUACAUGCAAGUUACUAUAUCCAAAACUAAUGCAGAUAUGGAAUUGAAACUUAACAUGUUUCUUCGGGGUUAUUAAACUAGUUGAUAGCAUCAAGUCCCAUAACUCUGAUAUGCAUUUUGGUCAAAUUAUGUCCCGUUUCGAACUUAAAACUCUUUUGAUAUUUAACAUUUUGGGUAAUAAUUUCCUGCUUCUGUGACAAUAUUUCGAAUAGUCGAGCUUGGCUGUCUUACGGACAGCUCUUGUUAAAUAGAAACUGGUGUGUUGGUAAAUAACAGUAUAAUUGUAUAUAUUUUUCUAUGCUGUGCAUAACUGUUUUGUAGACAUAAUUCAGAAAUAUACGUAACAGUAUUUUUGUAUUUUCUAAAUGUAAAUUGUAAAAGAUAUUGGCUGUGUGACUCUGUUUACCUUUUUGAGUGUGACAUUUUCAUUUUGAAGUGCACUUGGUGUGCCAAGUACAGAUAGACGUUUAUUUUAUAUAGAUCUUCCUUGGGAAAGACAAAAAGUGGUCAAAAUUUAAGGUUAGAGGUUAGUGUUUACUUGCCUAAAUGUUGAAUACACUGCAAAUGUUUGAAUUGGGUCUUUAAGCCAGGUGAUUUCCAGUCAUGUUUGGACUCAGCAAAUGCAAAACUGUGGGUAGGACUUUGUACCAACUUAAGUAAAUAUUGAUAUACUCUAAAUACUUGAGAACACUGUUAUUAGACAGCUUGUUGUUUUGACUGCAGAAUUUGAAUUUUUUAGGCUGAAAUUUAGAAGAGCUUUGCUGCAGUUUUUCUUCAGGUUUGUCUGUUCAUUUGAUGCUUAGGCCGAUCAGUUAGCUUCAGUAGUUUGGUUUGAUAGACACUAAUAAAUAUUUGUGUAAAAUAAAUAUAUGCGUGAAACAUUGACUGAAUAAUAUUUGCCAAAUUUAUAUCAUAUAUCUAGAGAGAGCUAUGUAUAUGGUGAUUAUAGUAUGUGUAAGAGAUGACAGAAGGCUAUAGAGGUCUACCAAAUUUCAGCAUUUGAAAUGAAAUUAGGUAGUUAACUGCUGUGCUUUACAUCUUGUAAAGUGAACGUAUAGUAUAUGCAAACUGAACUGUCAUUGUUUUAUUACUUGAAAACUCUGGUGACUUGUAACAGAUAUGUGGACAGAUGGACACAUAAUUCAAUUCAGGUAUAAAUGUAAACAAAAAUUCUGUGUAGAACCUGUAUUGAAUAAUGUUCACUGUUCUCGGGUCAAUUUCAGUAAAAUGAAACAGAAAGAUGUCAGUUUAGUUUGCACAUGCUAUACUAUCAUUUUGAAAAAUCUGUUGUUGUCUAUUCCAUAUUGUGUGUUGUUAAUGAUUUGUUUCUAUUUUUUGAAAUUUUAUUCUUUUUUUCCAGUAUGUGCUGUUCAUACAAGAAUUUUAUUUGGUUUAGAAAAAUAUUCCAACAUUUUAUUUAUACAUCAUAUAGCAAAAGGACUAAAAUCAUAUGUUUUUUUAAUCAUUUUAUUAUUAAGUAAUAAAUCUUGAAUUAUAAUCAGUUAAACUAUGUCUAGCAUUAAGCUUAAAAGAUAAAAAUGAAUUACAAAAAUGGAAAUUGUGUGCAGAGAAAAAGAAAUAUUUUCUUCAAAAUUUGUUUACUGUGAAUUCUUUAAUAAUUAUUGGGGACUUGUUCUAGCAUUUGAGUCAGUCCACAAAUUAAAACCCCUUUGGACGAGUAAAAUUCCUAUUCAUUUUCUGUUCAAAAUUAAAACUUCACGAAUUGUAGUUCCUGUAAAAUGUCUCGUUUUGGCAAAAGCUGCAUAAUUUCCUGACUAUGAAAUUAAAUUAUUUCUCGGUAUUUUAUUAAGCUGAGGUUUUCUAGAAUCAUAAUUACUGGUUAACAAAUACUUGUCCACACUAUAUGCAUAAUCUUGACAUUAGUGCUUAAAUGGAAAGAAAUUGUUAUUUUUAUUUUGAAUAAUUUAUGUUAAAAGUUAGAUAAGUUGUAAAUAUAUUUAUGUUAUUUAUUUUUACAUAUUCUUUUAAUUAGAUAGUAUUGUUUUGAAAAAGCCAUCUUUAAGAGAAAUAAACCAUGAUCCGUAAUAAUGCUAAUUGAUAUGUCUCUCAGAAAAUGGAUUGAGAACCAAACAUUUCAACACCUGUAAAGCUGAUUACAAGAAAUUUCAAAUUCGGACAUGUAUUUGCUCUAAUUGUAAUUGGUAGGCAGUAGUGUUUAACAUGUAAUAGCUUAGGGAAGGGUGGUUGAGAAGUCGGGUUUAAUGGAGCAAAACUGCAAACAGAACAAUGACCGGUUAUUUGAGUGGUCACUGCUCCCCAGCUCUUUUCUAUGACUUAUUUCGGCAUAAAUUUUCACAUUUUUAGCUCGAUUAUUAUGGGAACUAUCCUACUUGCCACGGCGUUGGCGUAAGCAUGAGCAUUAGCGUGAGCGUGAGCGUCACACAAAUGUUAAAGUUUGUGUACUACCACCCCAAAUAUUUUCAAAGUCCAUUGAGAUAUUGCUUUGAUAUUUUGCAUACUUGUUUACCAUCAUGACCCCAGUCUGUAAAAAGGAGGAGGCAACUCUAUCAAGCAUUUUGACUGAAUUAUGGCCCCUUUUCGACUUGGAAUAUGCUUAUUGUAAUGUUAUAGUUUUACUCGUAGCUUAUAUUAUACUAUCAAGCACUGAGAAUAGUCGAGCGCGCUGUCCACUGACAGCUCUUGUUUGUUUGUCAUGGUAUAUAUUUGGUACUUAUUUGUUGACUUGUAAAACAUUGCAGAUACUCUUAAUUGAGGUUUUAUUUGAAGUGUUUGAGAUCUACAUUGUUGUAUUUUUUUGCUGUGCUGUGAAGUACUACAUAGAUGAUUAUUAAUGAUUGUUGUUAAAUGGAUACUGAUUAAUAUGUGUGAAAAUCAAUAAAAGAAAGAUUGAA
Molecule: messenger RNA, 6980 nt
Organism: Mercenaria mercenaria
Lineage: Eukaryota; Metazoa; Mollusca; Bivalvia; Venerida; Veneridae
Product: myb-related protein B-like
Exons: 16
Coding region: 152-2383 (743 amino acids)
Biological process (GO): regulation of DNA-templated transcription
Cellular component (GO): nucleus
Molecular function (GO): RNA polymerase II cis-regulatory region sequence-specific DNA binding; DNA-binding transcription factor activity, RNA polymerase II-specific
Source: RefSeq, a predicted model, not a curated record